Salvia miltiorrhiza (redroot sage) is the source of this 1645-nucleotide messenger RNA. RefSeq names its product hydroxyproline O-galactosyltransferase HPGT3-like. Gene Ontology annotation, molecular function: hexosyltransferase activity. Gene Ontology annotation, cellular component: Golgi membrane. NCBI's taxonomy places the organism in Eukaryota, Viridiplantae, Streptophyta, Magnoliopsida, Lamiales, Lamiaceae. The record is from RefSeq and is a predicted model, not a curated record. The coding region runs from base 391 to 1434 and encodes 347 amino acids. The transcript is spliced from 12 exons.
UAAUUAAUUAUUAGAUCAAAAUAUCUCAUUUUGCCUUGAAAAGAAGUUAAAAAUCGAGUCUUUUAACUUUUAAUGAGAGAUCAUGUUAAAUGAACCCAAGCUCACCUCAAAUUUGACGUAUUAUCAGAUAUUCAGAUCUCAAAUCUCAUGAAUUCCAAAAAAAUACAAAAUUGGUCGAAUUGAAUUUUGCUGGCUGAUGAAGUAAACUAACAACUGGUUUUUCCUGCUCCAAUCAUAACCACAGCAAACUCAUCUCUCUCUCUCUCUCACUAGUCUCCCGACAUUCUUCUGUUUUUUUUUUCCUCUUCAUUUCUUCUCGUUUAAAUGUUGGUUGAUUUACCUCGAUUGAUCAAGAAAUCUUGAUAAUUAAUUCACUAGUGUUGGGGGAAAAUGGAGGGCAGUUUACCAGUUACAAAUGGGAAAGCAGAGAGGCGAUCGAAAUCGAAGACGGCUCACAGCACCUCCAAAUCUUCUCUUCUGAUGGGUUUUCUCUCUUGCCUUGCGUGGCUCUACGUCGCCGGCCGAUUGUGGCAAGAUGCACAGAACCGGACUUUGCUUGCUGGUUUAUUGAAGAAGAAUUCUGGUCAGCGGCCUAAGGUGCUUACCAUGGAAGACAAACUGACGGUCCUUGGAUGCAAGGGGUUGGAGAGGAGGAUAGCCGAUGCUGAGAUGGAAUUGACAUUAGCAAAGAGCCAAGGAUAUCUAAAGAACCAGCUGCAGCAAAGUGGAGCUUCUUCUGGUAAAAAGUUACUUGCUGUUAUUGGAGUUUAUACUGGUUUUGGUGGCCGGUUGCGACGCAACAUCAUCAGGGGGUCUUGGAUGUCACGGGCUGAUUCUCUAAAGAAUCUGGAAGAAAGAGGAAUCGUUGCGCGAUUUGUGAUUGGAAGGAGCCCAAACCGCGGUGAUAGCUUGGACCGCAGUAUUGCAGAGGAAAAUCGUGUAAAGGAAGACUUUCUGAUACUUGAUCAUCACGAGGAGGCCCAGGAAGAAAUGCCCAAGAAAGUGAAAUUCUUCUUCAGUGCAGCAGUCCAGAUGUGGGAUGCAGACUUUUACAUAAAAGUUGACGACAACGUUGAUCUCAAUUUCGAUGGUCUUAAUGAACUUCUCCGAAGCCAUCGUGAUAAAGAAAGUGCUUAUAUUGGUUGCAUGAAGUCUGGAGACGUCGUAGUGGAAGAGGGGAAGACGUGGUACGAACCCGAAUGGUGGAAAUUUGGUGAUCAGAAAUCAUACUUCCGCCACGCAGCUGGUUCUAUCUUCGUGCUCUCGAAAAAUUUGGCGCAGUACGUGCAUAUUAACAGUGCAUCCUUGAAGGCCUAUGCUCACGACGAUGUUUCAGUGGGGUCGUGGAUGAUGGGUGUUAACACGACGUACAUAGAUGACACCCGCCUGUGCUGUAGCUACUCGGGGCAAGACAAGUUCUGCUCCUUGGGUUGAGAAUGGUUUAGGGCGCCGCGGCGGCGGCGGCGUUUUUUGUUCUGAACUGGAGGAGUUGCAGAGCGGCAUUAGUUAGCUAGAUCACUCAAUUCUUUUUCUUCUCUUUCUUUUUUUUACUGAUAAAUUGGCAUUACUUAUUAUAGAGGAAUGCUUUUUUCUUCUUGUAAUUGCUACUUCACAUCUUAUUUUAGCAUUCUGCUUAGUUCUUCAA